Suricata suricatta (meerkat) is the source of this 2795-nucleotide messenger RNA. It is a transcript of the gene BMPR1B, whose product is annotated as bone morphogenetic protein receptor type 1B. Gene Ontology annotation, molecular function: transforming growth factor beta receptor activity, type I; ATP binding; SMAD binding. The transcript is spliced from 12 exons. The record is from RefSeq and is a predicted model, not a curated record. Gene Ontology annotation, biological process: cellular response to growth factor stimulus; dorsal/ventral pattern formation; protein phosphorylation. NCBI's taxonomy places the organism in Eukaryota, Metazoa, Chordata, Mammalia, Carnivora, Herpestidae. Gene Ontology annotation, cellular component: signaling receptor complex; plasma membrane. The coding region runs from base 157 to 1665 and encodes 502 amino acids.
GGACAGCGGCGCCCAGGACGCGGGUGCCGGGAGCUCAGAGGCGGGUUCAAACUUCUGCUGAAUCACAACCAUUCACCGCUGAGCUAUGACAAGAGAGGAAACAAAGAGUUAAAGGAGCAAGCCUGCCAUAAGUGAGAAGCAAAGUUACUUGAUAACAUGCUUUUGCGAAGUUCAGGAAAAUUAAAUGUGGGCACCAAGAAAGAGGAUGGUGAGAGUACAGCCCCCACCCCUCGUCCAAAGAUCUUGCGUUGCAAAUGCCACCACCAUUGUCCAGAAGACUCAGUCAACAAUAUUUGCAGCACAGAUGGAUACUGUUUCACAAUGAUAGAAGAAGAUGAUUCUGGGAUGCCUGUGGUCACUUCUGGAUGCCUAGGGCUAGAAGGCUCGGACUUCCAGUGCCGGGACACCCCCAUUCCUCAUCAGAGAAGAUCCAUUGAGUGCUGCACGGAGCAGAACGAGUGUAAUAAAGACCUGCACCCUACGCUACCUCCACUGAAAAGUAGAGAUUUUGUUGACGGACCUAUACACCACAAGGCCUUACUUAUAUCUGUAACUGUCUGUAGUUUGCUCUUGGUCCUUAUUAUUUUAUUCUGUUACUUCAGGUAUAAAAGACAAGAAACCAGGCCUCGGUACAGCAUCGGCUUAGAGCAGGACGAAACAUACAUUCCUCCUGGAGAAUCCCUGCGAGACUUAAUUGAGCAGUCUCAGAGCUCAGGAAGUGGAUCAGGCCUCCCUCUGCUGGUCCAGAGGACUAUAGCUAAGCAGAUUCAGAUGGUGAAACAGAUUGGAAAAGGUCGCUAUGGGGAAGUUUGGAUGGGAAAGUGGCGUGGCGAAAAGGUAGCUGUGAAAGUGUUCUUCACCACAGAGGAGGCCAGCUGGUUCCGAGAGACAGAAAUAUAUCAGACGGUGUUGAUGAGGCAUGAGAACAUUCUGGGGUUCAUUGCUGCAGAUAUCAAAGGGACGGGGUCUUGGACCCAGCUGUACCUCAUUACAGACUACCACGAAAACGGCUCCCUCUAUGACUACCUCACGUCCGCCACGCUGGACGCGGGAUCCACGCUGAAGCUGGCCUACUCCGCGGCCAGCGGCUUAUGCCAUUUGCACACGGAGAUCUUCAGCACUCAAGGCAAACCAGCAAUCGCCCACCGCGAUCUGAAAAGCAAGAACAUCCUGGUGAAGAAAAACGGAACGUGCUGUAUCGCUGACCUGGGCCUGGCUGUCAAAUUUAUUAGUGAUACCAAUGAAGUUGACAUACCACCCAACACCCGAGUUGGCACCAAACGCUAUAUGCCUCCAGAAGUGCUGGACGAGAGCUUAAAUAGAAAUCACUUUCAAUCUUACAUUAUGGCCGACAUGUACAGUUUUGGACUCAUCCUCUGGGAGGUCGCUAGGAGAUGUGUAUCAGGAGGUAUCGUGGAAGAAUACCAGCUGCCCUAUCAUGAUCUAGUGCCCAGUGACCCCUCUUACGAGGACAUGAGAGAGAUCGUGUGCAUCAAGAAGCUGCGUCCCUCAUUCCCCAACCGGUGGAGUAGUGAUGAGUGUCUGAGGCAGAUGGGAAAGCUCAUGAUGGAAUGCUGGGCUCACAACCCCGCAUCACGGCUGACUGCGCUGCGCGUCAAGAAAACGCUAGCCAAAAUGUCAGAGUCCCAGGACAUUAAACUCUGAUUUGAGGGCAGGAAACAAGCAUCUCUGGAGAAAGCCAGUAGAUACUCCUCUGUUUGUGGGCAGAGCAAACGAUGUUCCAGAAGCCUCCACAGUACAAGCCUUGAACAUCAUCCUGCUUCCCAGUGGGUCCACCGUCACCUCCCAGGGAGCAGCCCGGACAAAGAGAAGUUCCCAGUAACGCGUUCUCGUCAUGUCUUUCUGUGGGAGGGAGAGACCGCUUGGGUAACUUGGUCAAGAUACGAUGCCUGUUGCUUUCUGAGAAAGCCCUGUAUUUUGGGAUUGCCUUUUUUUUUCCCCCUCAAAAGACGCUUUAAUUUUGCCAAAAUAGAACAAAUAAUGUAGAUGUUUUAAGGUGUAUACUGUUAUAGUUUAAAUAAUAACAGAAGGUCUUCCCAGCGAUUCUGCUGGAAGGUAAAUUUGAAAUACCUUUUCCGAUGACUAUAAUUGUGCUGCACUCCGCAAACCAAGAGACAGACUGCGAAGCUGGAGAACCCAGAGCGGAACUCAUCUGAAACCUCCCCGCCUCUGCCUCCUCAGACCACUCUGGCCAGCCCCGAAUUCAGGGGCCGCCGCGGCAGUGUGAAUGCAUCUGGGUACACACGCCACCUGUCUGGGACCACAUCUGGGGACUCCUGCGGGUGACCCUUUGUAGCUUCAGACAAUAUGGAACAAAUGAAGGUUUGAUGUGACUGUUAAAAGUCGUAGGUGUUGAUGCUGUUCUUCAGAACCAUUUUAUGUUUCUGAUUCUUUUGAGGCAUUUCGGUCAUAGUAAAAUCCUUUCCUUUUCAUUGAACACAAACAAAGGUGUUUUUAGGUGCAGAGAGCUGAGCCAUGUAUGGUUUUGAUCUCUCAAAUGAAAGGAUCAAUAUUAAAUACAAUUGCCAUCAGUUGUGUUAUAAGCAAGCCUCUUUUAAAAGAGAAUUUGCUCCUGUGUUGUAAGAAAAAUAUGGCCGUGAGGCAGAAGAUGGGGGCUGGGGGCACAAAUGGUUUGCUUCUUAUCUGUGCAGGAGAGCCCGCCUCAGAAGCCCAAGGGGGAGUGUGCUUACCUUGCUUUGUAUAUAGAUAAAGACAGUUUCUUUUGGUUAUUGUCUGUCUCUUUUGUGUCUGAGUGAAGGGAAGGAGAGAAAGCA